This is a messenger RNA of Suillus subaureus, 858 nucleotides long. Its product is annotated as HSP20-like chaperone. The record is from RefSeq and is a predicted model, not a curated record. Gene Ontology annotation, biological process: response to salt stress; response to hydrogen peroxide; protein folding. The transcript is spliced from 3 exons. Lineage: Eukaryota; Fungi; Basidiomycota; Agaricomycetes; Boletales; Suillaceae. The coding region runs from base 19 to 516 and encodes 165 amino acids.
GAUUCACUACACACAUACAUGACAGUCACCACUUCUACCCAUCGCAAGCUGUCUCACUCCCGGAACACCGACGAACAAUUCCAAGCCUUGGAUCGCGCCUUGGCAAGGAGAUAUGUCUUUCGUCUGCUUCACGAACAAAGAUCGCGUAGAAUCCAAGAGCAACCUCAAGGGGACGUGAUAUUCAGACCAAGAGUGGAAAUAUGUGAUGACCCAUCUUCCUCACGUAUCACUGCCACACUUGAACUUCCUGGCAUGAAAGCAGACGAUGUGCGAGUCACACUUGAGCGCGACAACCUUCUCGCUGUUUCGGGGGAACGCGUGUCCAAAGCACCUUCCGAUCAGUUCAGGUCUGUCAACUUUCCUGUGAGGGAGAUCAAGUACGGAAAGUUUCUUCGUACACUGGAUGUUCCAUCCGGUACAAUGAUGAGUACCAUAUCAGCGGCAAUGAGUGAUGGCAUGCUGCUUGUAUCAUGGCCACGUUCUCCUCCUGGCGCCAGAACCCGUUCUCCGCAGUGAUCGUUUCGCCACGCUGUAGCAUCAUGUUCUACCAUAUAUAUUCUUCUGGACUACUCUCCCAACUCCUACAUUAUGAUUUGUAUGCUAUGCACAACUUAUAACCGUAGAUGGGUUUCUGGUUAAUACACGGGACAGGGGUUAAUUGUCACUAUAGAUAUCUUCCACUAAUCAUGCUUCUUGCUGCAAGUUUGAUUGCCGUCUUAUAAUGACCCGUGGACUUAUGGUAUACACCCGUACGUAGAGUCACCGUUCCUGUGUUGUAUGAUAACACUGGAGGUGCCUCAUUGGCAGAUCACGUACUCGUUUGUGGCAGAUUCAGACUAACAAUGUAUCAGUACCAUC